Molecule: messenger RNA, 2592 nt
Organism: Ornithorhynchus anatinus (platypus)
Lineage: Eukaryota; Metazoa; Chordata; Mammalia; Monotremata; Ornithorhynchidae
Gene: ZNF148
Product: zinc finger protein 148
Exons: 7
Coding region: 51-2531 (826 amino acids)
Biological process (GO): regulation of transcription by RNA polymerase II
Molecular function (GO): RNA polymerase II cis-regulatory region sequence-specific DNA binding; DNA-binding transcription factor activity, RNA polymerase II-specific
Source: RefSeq, a predicted model, not a curated record
CCGCCGCCGGUGACCGCGCCGCCGGCCCACCCCGGCCGCUCCGCCUCGACAUGAACGUGGACCAGAAGCUGGAGGGGCUGUUCCUGAAGUGCGGCGGGCUCGGCGAGGGGCCGCCCCGGGGUCCGGCCGGGGGUCCCGAGCCCCGGCCCCAGGGCCCGGCCCCGCCGGGGCCCGCGGAGGACGGCGCCGGGGGCGAGGGGCGGCACCAGCCCCCGCCGCACCAGGACCUGAUGUCCCACGACGAGCUCAUGGUGCACGAGGAGACGGUCAAGAGCGACGACGAGACGGACGGCCCCGACCGGCUCCAGUUCGCCGUCAGCGUCCCCGUGAGCGUGAAGCAGGAGAUGACUUUCGCCGACGGGCCGGAGCCCCAGAAGCGGGACAAGAAGCCGGCGCGGGAGCCCGUGGACCUGCAGAAGAAGAAGAAGCGGAAACAGAGGUCCCCGGCCAAGAUACUGACCAUUAACGAGGACGGGUCCCUCGGCUUGAAAACCCCCAAAUCCCACGUGUGCGAGCACUGCAACGCGGCCUUCCGGACCAACUACCACCUGCAGAGACACGUCUUCAUCCACACAGGGGAGAAGCCGUUCCAGUGCGGUCAGUGCGACAUGCGGUUCAUUCAGAAGUACCUGCUCCAGCGGCACGAGAAGAUCCACACAGGGGAGAAGCCGUUCCGCUGCGACGAGUGCGGGAUGCGGUUCAUCCAGAAAUACCACAUGGAGCGGCACAAGAGGACGCACAGCGGCGAGAAGCCCUACCAGUGUGAAUACUGCCUGCAGUACUUCUCCCGGACGGACCGGGUGUUGAAACACAAGCGCAUGUGCCACGAGAGCCGGGAGCGGAAGGCCUCGCGGGCCGGCUCCAAGCCGGGCCUCCCGGGCCCCGAGGACGGGGGCGGGGGCGGCGGCUUCUCCCCGCCGGGCCCGGCCCGGGACGGCUCGCUGCCCAAGAAGAAGCGGCAGAAGUCGGAGAAGAAGGGCCCGGGCGGGGGCCGGGACGGGGCCGGGGGCGGGGACAGGGGCGACUCGAGGAAAGACAAGGGCGACUACCUGCCCCUCUACUCGCCGGGCGCCAAGGUGAAGGACGAGUACAUGGUGGCCGAGUACGCGGUGGCCAUGCCCCUGCCCGCGGCCGGGCCCGGCGGCUCCCACCUGGACGCGGCGGGCGCGGCGGGCGUCCCCCCGCCCAAGCUGGUCCUCAAGAAGGUCAACGCCGGGGCCAGGCGGGGCCCGAAGCCCGGCCAGGAGCCCCGGGCGGCGGCCUCCCCGCUGGCGGCCUUCGAGGACGACAAGGCCGCCAAGUUCGCCUUCGACCUGGUGGACAAGCAGGCCCUGCUGGACGCCGACGGGGCCGGCGAGCUGGACCCGGUGGCCGUGGCCGCGGCCACCCUGCAGGAGGGGCCCAGCAAGCCGGCGGCCCACAGCAGCCCCAACUACGGCGACGCCAUGCAGUUCCUGAAGAAGAAGCGCUACCUGCAGGCCAGCGGCCACGGCCGCGAGUACGCGCUCAGCCUGGGGGCCAUGGCCGCCCAGCCCUCGGCCACCCAGGCGGCCGUGGCCAGCGUCAUCAACGAGGGGGCGGCCGCCGGCCCGCUGGAGGCGCAGGGCCUGGGCCCGGACCUCAAGGGCCCCCACGAGAAGAGCAUCCUCCCGGACGAGGUCCUGCAGACGCUGCUGGACCACUAUUCCCACAAGGCCAACGGGCAGCACGACAUGGCCGCCUUCGGCGUGGCCGACGCCGAGGUGACCCCCGGCCUGUCCAUCGACGCCGGGGCCGCGGGGGCGCCGGGCGGGGAGGCCCCGGACGUGGGCCCGCCGCCCCCGCCCGCCCCGCCGGGGCCCCCGGGCCCCCCGGGCCCCCCGCCCCCGCCGGCGGAGGGCGCCCCGGGGCCUUCCUCGGACAAGGCCAGCAUGCUGCAGGAGUACUCCAAGUUCCUGCAGCAGGCGCUGGACCGGACCAGCCAGAACGACGCCUACCUGAGCGGCCCCGGCCUCGGCUUCGUGGCCGAGGGCCCGGCCCUGGCCGGCCAGCCGGCCUUCGCCGCCCUGGACAAGCAGGUGUACGCGGCCCUGCCCCUCAACAGCUUCCGGGCCGGGCUGGGCUCCCCGCUGCGGGCGGCCCCCGACAAGGCGCACUUCGGGCUCCUGGUGGGCGAGGCCCAGCACGGCUUCCCCUUCGCGGGGGACGAGGCCAGCCACGCCCCGCCCGCACCCCCGGCGCCCUCCGCCCCCGCCUCGGCCGCCGCCCACGUCUUCCUGGACCAGGUGACCGCCGCCCAGAAGAAGGCGGAGAUGCCGCCCGGCCACCAGGUCUACCCGCUGGGCGGUGCCUUCGACCAGCCCUUCCGGGCCCAGUACCACGGCGCCCGGCCGGGCCUCGGCCCCCAGUUCGGCGCCGCCAACGGGCAGGCCGCCCUGCGGGGGGCGGGGCCCGGCGCCGCCUUCCCCGAGUUCCCGCUGGUGGGCGUCGGCGACGGCCGGCCCGGCCUGGCCGCCUCCCCGGACCCUCCCGCCGGCCAGACUUUCGGCUAGGCCCGCCCGGGGGGGCAAGCGCUCUGGCACUUUAGGACGCGGCGGGCGGCCCCGGGCGGGA